Drosophila arizonae is the source of this 2940-nucleotide messenger RNA. RefSeq names its product stepping stone (gene sstn). Gene Ontology annotation, biological process: signal transduction. Lineage: Eukaryota; Metazoa; Arthropoda; Insecta; Diptera; Drosophilidae. The record is from RefSeq and is a predicted model, not a curated record. Gene Ontology annotation, molecular function: receptor ligand activity.
UAUUUAAGGAAACAAACAACGUUUACAUUUCAUUCCUUCUAACUUCUAUAUUAUUGCUGGAAAGUAUUUAAUAUUAAAGCGACCUUGGAUUUACUCCGCCUAAAACGUUUGUGAUCAAUGAAAGGUGACGACGCCGUCUCAACUACAACGACAACGACGACUGCCACCGCAUUUCUUCGUAGCAUAUAAACAUAAAACGAGCAGCGAUAUUUGCGGCACGGCGUUUACCUGAGUCUGGCGCUUUGUUUGUUUGGUAAACAUCAUAGAAUUGGGGCAGUGCAAGAAAGACUGUAGGGUAUACCACAUGCACCGCUCACCUGUCCCCGCUCAUUGCAACCACUGCCAGUCCAAGCAAUCGAAAAUACCAAAACAAAACUGUAAAUGAAAGCAGAACUCGACAGCAGCAACAACAGCAACAAUAACAUCUGGCGAUGCAAUUAAAAGCGCCAAAGAGCAGGAAUAUGGCCAGUCUCAAUGAUGAUGAACCAGCAGCCAACAACCGACGAAACAACAACAACAACAACAACAACAACAACAACAACAACAACAACAACAACAACAACCACAACAGCAGCAGCAACAAUAACAACAAUAGCAACUUCAAUAAUAAUAAUAGUUCGAGUAGCAAUCCCAGCCCGAGUACUAAUAACAAUAAUAAUAAUAAUGACAAUGAGGAUGCGACAAGCAAGCGGGAGUCAUUGGAAGCACGCAAACAGACUUUGGAGCAGCGCUUGAACGAAAAGAGUUGGCUGUUGCAGCAAAUACAAAAGCAGGAGACGGCGAUUAUGCAUGGCAACUAUGAACAGUUGACGAUCAAUGAAUUUUUCGCCCAGCUGGCACAGCAGUACAAGCAUGAGCAGCAAUUGCAGGCGUUGGCUAAGGACAGUGGCGCUCUGCUGCGACGUAAACAGAGCACGAGCAGCCGGAGUGAGGGCCAGCCGGUUAGCAGUCAAACUUAUAGCACCAACAGCAACAACAAUCGCCAAUCGCACUCGGAAACACACUCUAAUCGCAGCUCGGAGUACGAUAACUAUCAGCCGGCUGGCUCCAAUGGUGAUAUGCUGGUCAUAGGCGUUGCUCAGCAUCAGUCGCUGCAGCAUCCGCACGUAAAAAGCGCUUUGAAGAAGCGACCGACACCCACACCUACUGCUCAGAUACAAAUGCAAUAUAUUGCACAACGACAGCAGCAGCAGCAGCAGAUACCCCAGCAGCAAAUACCACAGCAACUGCACCACCACAUGGAGGGCUAUUCCCCACAGCAUGGCAGCUAUCUGCAGCAGCAGCAACUGCAACAGCCAAAGCAACGCGUCCAGGGCCAAAAGGACGUUAUAUCUAUGUACUCGGCCAACUCGGCCAAUGUGGCUACCUUGCGGCAGCAGCAUGUGGCGCCGCAGCAACAGCCCAUUAUCGUGCAGUGCGACAAGUAUUAUCUGUCGCCGACGCAUCAGAACUAUAGUGAGGGCGGCUUCAUCAAGUCGAGUCAGAAUAUAAAGAAGUAUGUGUCGCCGCUCGCCUCGCCGAGUGCUAUUAGCUACGAGCAGAGCUCGUUGCAUCAUCAUCGCCAGAUUGAUGCCAUCUCUCUGGCGCCCAGCUAUAUGUCUGUGGAGGUGGAGAGCGUGGAGAGGCUGGAGAGGGUGCAGCAGCAACAACAGCAGCAGCAGCAGUAUCGCUGGCGUUCACAGUCCCACAUUGCAGCACUGACUCCACCCCAUCCACAUCCCAAUCAGAGCAUGACUGCAGCGCUAGCUGCCGAGCCAAAGUCGCAUUCCAGCGAUAUGUUAGCAGCGCCGCUGCCGCGCUUCGCCAGCAAACCGAAGCCCCUGGAUGAGAUAUCGUUGUGCUCAACGACGACAAUUGAAAAGAAGGCGAAGCCUAAGCAGUGGCUGGAGUCAUCACUCGACGGGCCCGCAGUCCUGCGUCAAACCGACUCCACAUCGCACAGUCCCGUCAGCAGUAGCGGCAGUGGAACCGUCGGCGCUACCGCGGCCGUCAGUAAGCAUCGAACGAAGUUGUCCUCACAGUCCAUGUCGGUCUCUGGCCGCCACUAUUCCAUGUCGGCUCAGCGAGGAGCUCACAAUUAUGCGCCUAAUAACUAUCCGGCUGUUGGCAGCUCUAAGGCUCUGCAGCAUGUGGAUGAAAGAUUUGCAAAACUGAGUCAGUCCACUUCCUAUCUGAACGCCAUGGAUCAGACAGUGGGCAUAUCAGCAUCCUAUGCACUCGAACCACUCGAAAUACCGCCAUUCAGGCAUCUGCCACCCAAGCCAAAUCAAAACAAGCAGCCUUCGCCGCCGCCCAGGCCACCGCCAGUUGGCAACAACAACAAUAACAAUAAUAUUAGUACUAGCAACUGUGGAAAUUCUUUGCAGAGUGCUAUGGCAUCGCCGCCCCUGACUGUUGGCACUGGCACAGCUGCUCCUAGCCUGUCCCCCGAGAUUCGUAUCGAGUCCCCCAAAAAUAUGACUGUGGUGCAGCAGGCCACGUUUCAACCAUACAAGGAGGUCAUCAAACCUUUCGAAAUGUCCGACUUUUACAAGUAUUCGACCAAGUUUAAGCAGAAAGAUGGCGGCCGACCUGAAUGAGAAGAGCUUCGAGCCGAACAUUUCUGCUUUUCUCAUUAGGAUAUUUGUAUAGUUUUUUGUUAUUAUCUAAACAUAUAAACAUAUUUGAUAUCUUUUCGACUGACAGUACCAAUAGGAAAUUCAGGCUUCUUCGCGUUUCUCGUUUGCGGUUAGCGCAAAUUUAACGAGUUAGAGCUUCGACUGAAAAACAUAAACAUUCGAAUACCAAUCAAUAUGUUAAAAAUGAUUGCGAUGACUGCUCAAAAAUGGACGAAUGGAAUGGGUAUCCAUAUCAAAACCCAAUUGACAAUAUGAAACGAACAAAUUUGUAUAUUGACUCUACGCCUUCGUAAAUUGCCUUUUUCAAAAGUUUUUAUACUCU